UUUACCCUCCUGCGAAAUUCAGCCGAGAGCUGGGCCAAGAGGAAAGCAGCUCAUUUUCGCAGCAUGCAAACCUGCUCAGCCCUGGUCUGCCUGCUCCUGGCUGCCAGCACCCUGCCUGCCAGGUGCUCGCCCACCGAGCCCAGCUGCCUCCACUUCUCGGAGCUCCUGCCUGCAAAGCUCAAAGAGCUGAGGAUCAAGUUUGAGGAAAUUAAGGAUUAUUUUCAAUCAAAAGAUGACGAACUUAACAUCCAGUUGCUCAGCUCCGAACUGCUGGAUGAAUUUAAGGGGAGCUUCGGCUGCCAGUCCGUGUUGGAGAUGAUGCGGUUCUACGUGGAGGAGGUCCUGCCCAGCGCCAUGGGGACCAGCACGCACCACCGGCAGAGCGUGGGGGACCUGAGCAACCUGCUGCUGAGCCUGAAGGCGAUGAUGAGGCGCUGUCACAGGUUCUUCAUGUGCGAGAAGAGGACCAAAACCAUAAAGCACAUUAAGGAGACGUUCGAUAAGAUGAACGAGGACGGAAUCUACAAGGCCAUGGGAGAGUUUGACAUUUUCAUCAACUACAUCGAAGAGUACUUGCUGAUGAAGAGAUGGAAAUGAAAAUGCCCAGGGGUCUGCGUCUUUCGCACAAAAUCCUGCUGUUUUUUCAGAGAUCACUUUAGACUGCAAGAGCACACGAGAGACUGAGUUAUCUUAGGGUUCAAGUGAAGAAUUACAGGUCAAUAAUUUCAAGUUUAGUGUUGUAUUUAAAAGUUAUUUUAACAACUGAAUUUAAUAUUUAUUACUUCUAAUACCUCAGUGUUUAUGUUUACAAUAUGUUUUGAAAAGUGGGGUGAGCUUGUAAAAUGCUAUUUAUUGUUCAAUUUUUUUAAUACUGUUUAUGAUAGCGCUAUUUUAUUCGUAGCUUCCAACCACCCAAAGCGGCGUUCCUCUGGGGAGCAGAUAAGGAGCAGAGCUUAUCCUGAGUGCAAUUUCACUGAGCACGGUUGCCUCAGCAGCAGCAAUUCCAGCUCUGAGUUCAGCAAAGUUUAAUUUUAAGGAAGUGAGGACUCUCUUCCUGUUCUAGCCCUCUAUUUAUGCAAUCAAAUGUUUUUAUGCUUAACCACGUCACUGUCUCUGGGUCUGCAGUUGGAAUCAGGCACUGAAACAUUGAAAAUUAUUCCAUGGCCUUGCACUGAGCAAAAUAAUGAUAAAUGUAAGCGAGGGCACUUUUUUUCUCCUGUGCAUGGAGAGCAACGUGGAGGAGAAGGACCUGCGCUCCUGCGAACAACACGCGAUCACGCCGCAGCGGGAGAUCAGUUAACCCCACCUCUAGACUUCAGCCUAUAUAUUAGUCCAGGUUAAAGAAAAAAAAAUAGUAGUAGGAAUGAAAUGUUUGGUUCUAAUAGAACUUGAUUUAAAUGUUGCUAACAACUGACUUCCAGAGCUCCUGGGUCAGCUGUUCUGCACUUUCAAAAGUUAAUCUUACUAAUUUCCAGUCUUUGAUUGGGUUUUACUCGCUGUUUUGUUGUUGGUUUUUUUUUUUCUUUUAGAAGUUAGAGGAUAUUUAAUUAACCACCAUUUUAAGGUGGCUUGGGUAAUUUGCAUUCAAAUUCAUAAAGCUGCACGCAGCGCUGACAGGGUUUGUGCUAUUUCUCAUCCCACGCACGAGGAGCCGCCGCGGAUGAGCGCUGCAGGGGAAGGCUGCACCGAGAGCAGCUUCGGGGCCCCCAAGGGUGGCUGAUUUUUGGGCUCCCCUUCCUCCUUGCCCUGGUCUCCUGCAUGCCCCCACGAGCGCUACAGGACACCGAGCCAGAGGAAAACGCCAUAACCCAGAGGCAUUUGCUUCUAAUAUUUAGAAGUAUUAGGGCACCAGUAUGAUGAAACACUGUCAGUUUGUUGUUUGCUUUGUAAGUUACCACUGAAGAGAGGUUAUUUAUAUUUGAUUUAUUCUAUUUGUACAUUUAUGGUGACAGAAGGGCAGUCCUGCUGGCAGCCUGCCCGCACGGGAAUUAGUUAUCCCAAAGCAGGAAUGCUGCUCCGUGGCUCGCUCCUUCUGCUGAAAGCAAUCGGGUGGCAUCGGCUCAAGGGCAGCGUGGGAGCCAAGCACUGUAAAACUUCUUUUAAGCUUCUUACCAAGACACAUUGAGUUCCUGUUGAGCCAAUUUCUGUACUCGUUUUUCCACCAAACGCCUUGACUUCAGUGAGAAGGGAGGACGGUCCUGGAGAGAGCCAAGAACAUCGGCGGCUCCGUUCCCGGCAGCAGCACUGGCGGGGCACCGUGCCUUGGCCACGGCUUCGGUCACUGUGUGAACUUUUGCAUGUUCAUCUGUAC
Molecule: messenger RNA, 2311 nt
Organism: Grus americana (Whooping crane)
Lineage: Eukaryota; Metazoa; Chordata; Aves; Gruiformes; Gruidae
Gene: IL10
Product: interleukin 10
Exons: 5
Coding region: 64-597 (177 amino acids)
Biological process (GO): immune response
Cellular component (GO): extracellular region
Molecular function (GO): cytokine activity
Source: RefSeq, a predicted model, not a curated record